AUGGACGACCAGCACUACGACAGGGAGACGUUCUUGACUCUUGUCCCGGUCUUAGACGCGAGUCAGCUUCCGGCUCCGGUGUUCGCCGUGCAGAUCACGGGUUUUCCCGAGAGAGGGGUAGCAAUUGGGUUCUCUAUGCACCACAUGGCGGCUGAUGGUAAUGCCAUAUGGCAGUUCGUUGAUGCGCGGACGGCGGGGUGUCGAAUGUCGUCCGGCGGAGGGGCAUCGAGUCUCCCAGUGCCACUGCAUGACCGGUCGGUCAUAAGUCACCCCCGAGCGGAAGAGAUUGCCAGGAGUAUCGUGAGGACUUUCGUUCCCAACCUCCCAAGCGUAAGUUCAAUGCCGACUCUGUCAGCGUCUCUCUUUCUCUAUCUAUCCAUGUAUCUAUAUCUAAGUAGCUGAAACCUGCUUCAUGGCUGAUUUCAGCUAUCCGACUCUUUGAUGAAGUUCUACGAUCCGCGUGAGUUGUCACGGAGAACCUUCGCCGUCAAGGUGGAGAGAAUCGUCCCCCUAAAGGACCGAGGCACCGCCACUCACCGGCCCUCGGCGUUCGCUGCCCUGGCCGCCCACAUCUGGCUGAGCGUCGUCAGAGAGAAGGGCAUUCCACCGGACGACCUUAUCUGUCCCUUGCUUUUUGAAGCCGACUGCCGCCACCGCCUUGACCCACCCUCCCGUCGAGGACCGCUACUUUGGCAACUGCCUCAAGCGCUGCUUGGCCGUGGCGAAGGCGUCGGAGCUGCUGGCCGGCGGCGAUGUGGGCUUUAAGGCGGCCUGCGCAGCUGUGCGGAGAGCCGUCCAGGAGGGCACUAGGGAACCGUUGAGUGACGUUGAGCGCUGGACAACUAAGUCGGUUCUUACUGGGUUUCCGAUCGAGAGACUAGUGAAUGUGUCAGGGUCGCCGAGGUUCCGGGUGUACGAUGCAGAUUUUGGCUGGGGGGGCCCUAAAAGGGUGGAGAUGCUAUCCAUGAACGGGAACGGGGAGGCGUCACUGCAAGCGGCGAGGGAUGAAGAAGGCGGCGUACAGCUGUCGGUAUCCAUCUCACAGUUGUGUAUGGAUGCCUUCGCUUCCUUCUUUGUGAAUGGUCUGUAA
Messenger RNA from Spirodela intermedia, 1090 nucleotides. NCBI's taxonomy places the organism in Eukaryota, Viridiplantae, Streptophyta, Magnoliopsida, Alismatales, Araceae. The record is from the annotation of a GenBank genome assembly.